AUGGCUACCCCUAGCGUUCUCGUCUUUGAUGCUGAGGGUAGGGCUGUUGACUUUGAGGUCUGGGUCGAUGAUCUACAGCUUUUCCUACAGUGCGAUAGGAAGGACGGUCUCUUAGUGUUCGAUCUCACGUCUGGCGCCUCUACUGCCCCUGCUGCCGAUGCUGACAGCACUAUUCGCUCACAGUGGGCCACACGCGAUGCUGCUGCCCGUCUUGCUGUGCGUAGUCACUUCCCGUCCUCUGAGCGCGCGCACUUCAGUCAGUACAAGAGUGCUAGGACCUUGGACCACUUCCUCUCUGUUUGCCCCACCACACUCACCGUUGACCUCCUCGAGGAGCGCCUCAUGGCAGCUGAGAAGAGUAUAGUCGCUGUAGGAGCCUCUUGUGGUGGCCAUCGUGCCCCCUUCUUUGAGGGGUGCUCCCUCUCCCCCCUUUUGCCCUCUGUUGCCUCUGCUGCUGCCGUCGACUUCGUUGGCACCGAGCCGGUCGGCGCUGCGUCUGCCCCUAGCGGGAGACGCCGCACCGGCAAGGGCAAGGGCACUAGAGGGGCUGGCGUGGGCGUUGGAGGUGGCGGUGGAGGCGGCGGAGGGAAUGGGGGUGGCGGUGGGAGUGGUGGCGGGGGUGGGGGCUUCGGUGGUGACGGUGGAGGCGGAGGCGGUGGCGGUGGGAGCGGAGGAGGAGGCGAUGGCGGCGGUGGCGGAGGUGGCGGCGGCAGAGGUGGAGCUGGUCGGGGUGGCUCUGCGCAGCGGAGCAGCUUCGGUGGUGCGGGGUGGGGUGCUGGUUCUUGUGCCUAUGUCCUGCGUACCGGCGACCGCAAUGGUGAGCCGUGUGGUGGCCCGCACACCACCCAGCGGUGCUUCGGCCGCCUGACGGACGCUUGGCGUCUCCAUUUUCCUGACGCCACUGAGAUCCCCCGCUGGGGCGAGCUGCUUAGGUCGGGGGUUGCUAUCUUUGAUCUGGAUUAUGAUGCCAUUCUUGCUGCCAUGUAUGUUAUGUCUACUAGUGAUGAGGGUGACUGUUACCUGUGUGUUCUGCCUGACUCGGGCAUUGAGGCUGCUGGUCUAGGUGCUGGUGAGACAACUGCUCUAGGUGCUAGAGCGUCAGCUGCCCCAGGUACUGGUGCGUCUGCUCUCUCAGGUACCACGUCGGCUCAGGCCUUACACACCUUCACCCUUGACUCAGGUGCUUCCCGCUCCUUCUUUCGAGACCGCACCACGCUUACGCCGCUUAGUCGGCCAGUUGCGGUCUCCCUGGCGGACCCCUCUGGGGGUCCUGUCCUUGGCCACUUCUCCACUGUCUUACCGUGUCCGGCGGCCCCCUCUGGCACCCUGUCAGGUCUCUACCUCCCCUCGUUCUCUACGAACUUGGUGAGUGGUGCUGAUCUACAGGAUGGGGGGGUUGACCAGUUCACUCCUGCGAGUCAGCGGGCGACCCACUGUACGUGUGCUCGGACGGGCGGACACUUGGCCACGUUUACCCGUCAGCCGGGGUCAAGCCUGUACACACUGACUACUGAGUCUCCUCCGGUUGCUGAGUCUGGUCAGGUAGCUGCGUUGAGUCAGACUCUCCUCUGGCACCACCGCCUUGGUCACCCCUCUCUGCCUUGUCUCCGAGGCAUGGCCUCCCGUGUCCUUGUCUCUGGUCUCCCUUGGUCCUUCCCUCCCCUCCCUCCGGGGCCUGCCCCUACCUGCGUUCCCUGCGUCGAGGGGCGGCAGCGCGCCGCCCCUCACUCCUCCGAGUUUCCUUCGACAGAGGCUCUGCUGCAGACUCUUCACAUGGAGGUGUGGGGCCCCGCCCGCGUCCGUGGCCAGGGUCACGAGCGUUACUUCCUGUUGGUGGUUGACGGCUACUCGCGUUACACCACGCUGUUCCCCUUGUGCAGCAAGGGUGACGUCACUGAGGUGUUGAUUGACUGGAUCUGCGCAGCUCGUCUCCAGCAUAGAGAGAGUUUCGGCUCGGACUUUCCUGUUCUGCUUCUGCACUCUGACAGAGGCGGGGAGUUUUCCUCAGGCCUUCUGGGAGCCUUCUCUCGUGCACAGGGCAUCCGCCAGACGUUCACGCUUCCGGCCUCUCCACAGCAAAAUGGGAUUGCUGAGCGCCACAUUGGCAUGGUCAUGGACGUCGCUCGUACGUCCAUGAUCCAUGCGGCUGCUCCCCAUUUUCUGUGGCCGUUUGCGGUUCGGUACGCAGCGCAUGAGAUCAACCUUCAGCCCUGGCUGUCCCCCCGUGCUGUUCCCUGCGUCUUCCUUGGCUUCCCCCUUGACGUGCCUGGUUGGCAGUUUUACCACCCCACCUCACGCCGUGUUCUGUCCUCUCAGGACGUCACCUUUGACGAGUCGGUUCCUUACUACCGUCUCUUCCCCUACCGCACUGCGCCCCUCCCCCCACCGCCGCUCUUCCUUGUGUCAGCUGUUGACUCUGGUGCUGCUAGGGGUGCUGAGCCUGGGGGUGCUGAGGCUGGGGGUGCUGAGCCUGGGGGUGCGGAGCCUGGGGCUGCGGAGCCGAGGGGUGCUGAGCCUGGGGGUGCGGAGCCUGGGGGUGCUGGGUCUGGGGGUCCUUUGGGUGCUUCGUCUCGGCAGGAGCUACCCUCUCCACAGGAGCUGUGCGACUGGUUUGCCCGGCGCUGGAGCCGUGCUGCUGGAGCUGGAGGUGCUACUAUUGCUGCUGACCCUGGGGUCGGUGCUGGAGGUACUGGAGCCACUGGUCCUGGAGGUGCUCGUACUGGCGGUACUAGAGCUGCUGGGAAUGGGGGUGCUGCUGGGGCUGCUGGAGUUGGUCCUGCUGGAGGUGCUGCGGGUGCUGCUAGAGGUACUGGAGCUGCUAGGGGUGUUGGCGCUGGAGGUGCUGCUGGCGCUGGUACUUCUGAGGGUGCUGGAGUUGGCGCUGCUGGAGCUAGAGGUACUGCUGGCGCUGGUGCUGCCGCUUGGGGUACUGGUUCGCUCUCACUGUUACAGCCCGCCUCCCCCCUGCCUGCUCCUUCUCCCUACACUGGUCCUACUGGAGGUCUUGCUGAGCGUCGUGAGCCUGCGUCUUGUCCUGCGUCGCCUGUUCGUGCUGCUCGCACUAGUAGUCCUGUUCCGCGUCCGCGUCCUCCUGCGGUCCCAGGUACACACCAGAUGGCACUGCGUCCUUCCACUGCUCCUCUGCGUGUCCCGUUGCCGUCUCCUCCAGAGUCCUCUCUUCCUGUUCUUGCUGACCCGGAGUCUGACUCUCUUCGUGCUGCUAGUCCUACUGUCACGCGUCUUCUGGCUACUGUUGUCACGGACCCUUCCUUUGAGUCCACUGCUACGUCAUCCUUAGUUCCUGAGCUUGUCGACUUUGCUGCUCGCUGUCGUCUAGACUACACCGCUUGUCUUGUUGCUGAGUCUGAGUCUGUCUAUCCUCCGUCCGUCGGGGGUGAGUGUGCUCUUAGCGCGGACGUCCUUGAGGACAGGCAGGAGGAGGUCCAUUGUUUUGAUGCUACUUUGCCUCAUCUCGUGUCCAUGCUGAUUGCCCCUGAGGGAGACUCGGAUGCACCAGACAUCCCGACUCCUUGA
This is a messenger RNA of Closterium sp. NIES-65, 3534 nucleotides long. NCBI's taxonomy places the organism in Eukaryota, Viridiplantae, Streptophyta, Zygnematophyceae, Desmidiales, Closteriaceae. The record is from the annotation of a GenBank genome assembly.